Drosophila simulans is the source of this 374-nucleotide messenger RNA. It is a transcript of the gene Sfp24Bc, whose product is annotated as isoinhibitor K. The transcript is spliced from 2 exons. Gene Ontology annotation, molecular function: serine-type endopeptidase inhibitor activity. The record is from RefSeq and is a predicted model, not a curated record. The coding region runs from base 57 to 359 and encodes 100 amino acids. NCBI's taxonomy places the organism in Eukaryota, Metazoa, Arthropoda, Insecta, Diptera, Drosophilidae.
CAGUCGCUUUGUGACAGCAGAGAAACAAGGUUCAAGUUACAAAUAACUUACUUACAAUGCAAUAUUUUGUCAUAUUAUUUGCCAUAUUUGCAUUUCUUGCACUUGCUCACGGGCAAAAAGAUCCAAUGUGCAAGAAUAAACCUUUUGCAGUUGGAAAAUGUAAGCAAAUUAUUACAGGAUACACGUUUACACCGGAAAAAAACGGGUGUUCGAGAUUCUCUACUGAAGGCUGUCGAGUUACUGGUAACUUUUUCAAUACACGACAGCAAUGCUUGGAAAAAUGCUGGGACGAAUAUCAAGACCUCGUCGAGUUUCAGAAAAACCUAUUGAAUUUACUUGCCGAAAUUCCUGAAGAAUAAAUUUAAAUGAAAUUA